Messenger RNA from Ylistrum balloti, 1287 nucleotides. RefSeq names its product acetylcholine receptor subunit beta-like. The transcript has a single exon. Gene Ontology annotation, molecular function: neurotransmitter receptor activity; extracellular ligand-gated monoatomic ion channel activity; transmembrane signaling receptor activity. Gene Ontology annotation, cellular component: neuron projection; membrane; synapse. The record is from RefSeq and is a predicted model, not a curated record. Bases 1 to 1287 code for a protein of 428 amino acids. Lineage: Eukaryota; Metazoa; Mollusca; Bivalvia; Pectinida; Pectinidae. Gene Ontology annotation, biological process: chemical synaptic transmission; nervous system process; monoatomic ion transmembrane transport.
AUGGCCUCCUUGUUACUUCUACUCUCUAUGUCAUUGACAACCAUUUGCGGAGCUACUCAUGUAGAUUUGAAAAAACUUCACCGAGAUUUGAUGGAAAAUUAUAACAAAAACUUACGUCCGACGUUUAACCUCUCACAGCCGACAGAAGUGGAUAUUCAGUUUUAUCUGCUCUCGAUAAAAGAAUUCGACGAAAAGACCAGCAGAUUUGCUAUUGUUGGCGUAUUUGUACUAAAUUGGAACGACUUUCAGUUGGCAUGGGAUCCUGAUGAUUAUGGUGGCAUUGUAAGUACUGUUUUUCCACAGAACACUUUAUGGAAACCAGAUCUUAUACUUAUGAAUCCAUAUGAGAAAGUUGAAUCUGCCGGCUUUGAGGAUCUGAAAAUUGUUGUGAUUAAUAAUGGAUCUGUUUUUUGGGCUCCGGUUGACGUUUAUGAAGUCACGUGUCCAGCAGAUGUAACGUACUAUCCGUUUGAUCAGCAAACGUGUUCGUUGUUUUUUAGUGUCUAUAUGUAUACAGUGUUUGAUGUUACUUUGAAACCAUCAUCAACUCACAUAUUCACCGAUGAUUAUUCGCCAAACAGUCUUUGGUACUUGAAAGACACAAGCUUUACAAUCAUUGAAUCACAUAACUCACAAACACUGUUGAUGAAGACAAUGCUUCAGAGAGGACCAUUGUUUCAAGUCAUAAACACUAUAGUACCAUUCAAUAUGUUGGGACUAUUGAACAUCAUGGUGUUCCUUCUUCCUGCCGAAUCUGGUGAACGUGUUGGUUUUUCCGUGACGAUUCUGUUAGCUAUUGCUGUGUUUAUGACAAUUGUGGCGGACACUUUGCCUGGAACCAGCGAACCUUCUUUCCCUCGACUAUGUUAUUUAUUGAUAGCACAGUUAGGUGUCAAUAUGCUUGUGACAGUUUUCACUAUCUUAAUAUCAAGACUGCAUCAUAAACCAAAACAGCAAAAUAUUCCUUCAUGGCUACAAAAAAUCAUAGGCAAAUGUGUUUGUUUCCAUCCAAAAUUCAAAUUAAUAAAUUCAAAUGAAAACAUCAACAACCAAGAUCUUAAUAACCCGAACAUCGAUAGUUUAGAAACUGUUGUAUCAAUUGUUCAGGAAGCAAAGAAUGUUGAUUUAGGAGAUGAGGUAAAUCACAGACCUCGAAAAGGAGUAAAACACACGUGUAGUAAAAUGUCAUGGCAGACAGUGGUGAGCUUUCUCGAUGUCUUUUCUUUUCUUUUCUUUCUUGUCAUUUAUGUAUCAAGCAUGAUAGCCACUUACUUUGUGUUCUGUUAA